Molecule: messenger RNA, 1449 nt
Organism: Pogonomyrmex barbatus (red harvester ant)
Lineage: Eukaryota; Metazoa; Arthropoda; Insecta; Hymenoptera; Formicidae
Source: RefSeq, a predicted model, not a curated record
AUGUCACUGAACCUCAGGGAGAUCACGAGGAACAUCGAGUGGACCCUUCAUCCGGGAGGUAUCGUACUCACCAACAAGAACCUGUACGGAUGCCAAUUCUUGGAGAACGAGAGAUUUCGAGGGAGCCAUGAGCGCGACAUUGUCGAUGACAACACCGCUAGCAUGUUGCACAGCGCUUUCUUCUUCAAACCCGAGAUCAUCCGGCGAAUUUUCCGACGCGAUCAAACGAGAAUCGGCGAGUCCCUCCCGAGCUUUCCGACAUCCCUUCGGAUGGACCUCGACGCGGGCUUCGUCUGUCGGAUGAAUAACGAGAUGAUUGUACGCGAUAGGAACUCAUUGUUCAAUUACAGUCUCGAGCGAAUGAUGGGAAACGAUCGAAACGGUCGCGAUUUAAUGCUUCCCAACGUUAAUGGCGAUACUGAAGGCGAUAUUGAAUAUGGCUACGACCUAUGUAUAAUAUUCAUUGAUCAAGAGCAGACACCAAGCGAGGAAACUGUGAUAGAGGAUUCGGCUGUUGAAUCUCAGGAAGACGCACACUCCACUAUUGAAAAUCCAACGACGAAUAUUAUAUUUGACGGAAAUUACAAUCGCAUAGAUAACGCGAUCAAUAAUAAUAUGCCAAUUCAAUCGAUUAGCGAUGAAUUAAAAAACUUUGAAAUGUCGGAAAGAAGUAUACCCAAUGAUGAAGAAAAUAAUAACGUCGAUCGUGAUAAAAGUUUGUCGCAUAUAAAUGCGGAUAAUGUAAUCUAUGAAAUUGAACCAAUUUUAGAUUCAAAUGAUAAUUGUUCAGAUAAUGUAAAUGUUACAACAUAUGUUAAUUCGGUAGAAAAAUUAAAUAUUUUGAAAGAUAAAGAUGAAAUUUGCGAGAAUAAUUUAGCCUUCAAAAGUAAUGCUGACAAUGCCACAUCGCAAUUAUUAGAUAACAACGACAGCAAUAAUAAUGGACAAUUAGAUUCGUUUAAUUUUUCGACAUUAUCUUUAUCCGAUCCAUCGUCCGAUCCACUUAUCGAGUCAGAUAAUUGUCAUACAUUAAGAUUAAAUGAUGAAGAGCUUCAAAAAGUGACACAAUCUUCAGAUAGUGAAGUUACAUUGAAAGAACAAAAAAACAAAUCAAUAUUAGAUUCAAAAAUUACGAAUUACGAUACAAUUUCUCAAUUUCAAGAUGUUGAAACUUUAAGAUUAGAAACCACAAUGCAAGACGUAAAGAGUAAAACUGAAGAUAGAAAUGUUUAUGAGGAGGCAGAUGUAAUUUUGCCGGAAAAAGUAUUCAAGAUGCAUUCAGACGAUAAACUUGAGCGAGAUGAUAGUUUUUAUUUCACGUAUAAGAAAGAUGAUGAUCUAGGAACGCCGAUUUCAUUAGAGGAAGGCAGUUUGAUGGAGGAAUUUUUAAGUGAUUCCGAAUCUCUGGGUACGCCUUCCAAUCUUUAUUGUGCACAUUCUCAAGUAUAA